UUUGGUUUUUGGUUUUUGGUUUUGGUGAGGGAAGAAGAAGAGAGAGAAAGAUAGAGGGUAGCGUCUGAAACAGCGCUUUCUCAGAGAGAGAGAGAGAGAGAGAGAGAGAGACAGAGGGAAGGAUGAAAGGCAGAGAGAAGCUUAGAUGAAGCCAAAUUCAAAAUUGCUGUGAUCUCUUUAAACCCUUCUACUGAUCUUACCUGCCGGAAUUCUGAAGCAAUUCGCCGGAAUUUUAUCGUUGCCGUGAAGGUCUCUCCGUGAUCGAGAAUCGUGACAAGCCCGACCUGAAAAUUGUUACUCGAUAGGAAAAUGGCUUGCUGCUGAGUUCAUGUUGGUAGAGUCUCUUAGACAUGGUGUUGCAGAAGAGGUUAGACUAUGGAUUUAAUGGCUACCAAGUGCCUGCCAUGCCCCGAGCGUCAAGAUCAGCCAGGGGGAGAGGUUGUGUUAGAAAGAAAGUCGAGAACAAUCAGAUGUGUGCAUUUGACUUAUUGGCUACUGUAGCUGGUAAGAUAUUACGGGAAAGGGACAAUUCACUUGCUCCAAGUGAUCCAUUGACUGUGAAAGAUCAGCAUCCUGUUGCUAAAGGCAUUGUUAAACAGGAACAAGUGGAUGAAGAGAAUCAAUUGAAAUUAGAAUCUUGCGAUCAAGGAAGCUGCAAUGAGCGACAAGACCACAAACAAAAUAAUAUCUCAAAGGAAUUCUCACGUGUUCAGAGUGUUGGGGGUUCAGGACUCUCAUCUGUAAUGACAUAUCCUGACCAUUCAGAGAAGUCUGGUUCUGCUGAGGAGCUAGUAGUUGGCAACGGCAAGAGUAGUUUUGGAAACUUUCCUAACAAAGUAGAGAGAGGCUCAUCAGGGUUUGGCAAGUGUGAGGACAAUGAUGAGGCUGAAACUGAGAGGCCAGGAGACACUGAGGCACGAAAGAUCCGAAGCGUGAUUAAUGGGACUAUCCCUGAUACAUGCAGUACGGAAGGUCCAAUGGAAUUGGAUAGGAAACCUCAAGCAUUGGCCAGUUCAGACAGCAGUGUUGAGGUACCUUUGGGCAGAGACCAUGUUCCUCGGGGUUCUUUUUCUGGUUGUCACGAUGAUGUAAAGGUAGUUAGUAGAGAUGAUGACGAAAACUCUUCUGGUUGCACUCAACCUAGCAAUGUAGCUUUGAAGGGCUUCAGGUCACCACCACGUAUUGGAGACCGCAGGAUAAGGAAGUUGCUGGCUUCCAAAUAUUGGAAAAUGGCCCCAAAGCUGAAGGAUGGUGAACUUUCGAACAGUGAUGAGGAAACGAAACCUGUUCACCGCAGUAGGAAAAGCUCUUCUACACGCCAAAGAUCGCAGCGGAAUUCUCCUUUUAAAAAGAGAAAGCUGUUUGAUGGAAGGUCCAUGUCAACAUCUGAUGGUGGGAUUAGUAGUGAAGGCAUUGCUAAUUCACCUAUUAAGGGCAUUCAUAGAGAUGCAAUUGCUUCAGGUGCAACAGUGCACGGAGCUAGUGGGGCAUCGUCUUCUGUUGCAGGUCCACAAGCAACCUUCCGGUCAAGGGAUUCUCAUGUGAAGCUUCGUAUCAAGUCCUUUCGUGUGCCAGAGCUCUUCAUUGAGAUUCCUGAAACUGCAUCUGUUGGUUCACUUAAGAGGACAGUUAUGGAGGCUGUCACUGCUGUUCUUGGAGGUGGACUACGUGUUGGUGUGCUUCUUCAGGGGAAGAAGGUUAGAGAUGACAACAAAACUCUGCUACAAACUGGGAUCUGUAAUGAGGACAAGGUGGACACUUUGGGUUUUACAUUGGAGCCUAACCCUACAAAUGCUCCGCCACCUUUGUGUUCUGAAGAUCCUUCUCCUCGACUUCCUAGUGAUACACCUCAACAACUAACCAGGUACCCCACCAGUGUAGUUUUAGAUCCAGGGGCUUCCGUUGCCUCCCUAGAUCCUCCAGUGACCAACAUAGGCAACUGUGUUGAAAGUGACCAUGAUUCGGUUCCCUCUCCCACUGACAUGUCUGCAGACAAAACCACAUCUGAUUCCAGAGCACUCGUUCCUGUUCCUGCUAUGAGUGUUGAAGCAUUGGCUGUUGUUCCAUUCAACCCGAAAUCUAGGCAUUCUGAAAUUGCACAGCGCCGGAUCAGAAGGCCCUUUUCUGUAUCAGAAGUGGAAGCACUUGUUCAAGCUGUAGAGAAACUCGGGACUGGAAGGUGGCGUGACGUUAAGCUUCGUGCUUUUGAUAAUGCAAAACAUCGAACCUAUGUGGACUUAAAGGACAAAUGGAAAACACUGGUGCACACGGCAAGAAUAUCCCCUCAACAAAGGAGGGGAGAACCAGUUCCCCAAGAGCUGUUGGACAGGGUCCUCUCGGCCCACGCGUACUGGUCUCAGCAGCAAGCCAAGCAACAGGCGAAGCAGCAAUCAGAGACGUGCCUUCUUCUUUGAGAAAUAAAAUUUAGAAAGCCAAAGAGGAGGAGGAUGAAGUAGGAAGGAAAGAGUUAGAAGAAGAAGAUCUCUGAUUUAUGAUUUUUAUUUUUGUAAAAAGGAAAAAAAUAUUGUGAAGAAAUUGAUGUAAUAUUCUCACAACACAGCACUCACUCACCCAUGAUGAUUCUUAGCCAGAUUUUUCCUUUCUUGUGGAGGGAAAGGAAGGGUUGGCGCUUGUAAAUGAUCUCACAGGAAUAAAGAGAGCAGGCUAAGCUAA
Molecule: messenger RNA, 2673 nt
Organism: Macadamia integrifolia
Lineage: Eukaryota; Viridiplantae; Streptophyta; Magnoliopsida; Proteales; Proteaceae
Product: telomere repeat-binding protein 5-like
Exons: 10
Coding region: 351-2414 (687 amino acids)
Molecular function (GO): protein binding
Source: RefSeq, a predicted model, not a curated record